This is a messenger RNA of Miscanthus lutarioriparius, 636 nucleotides long. Lineage: Eukaryota; Viridiplantae; Streptophyta; Magnoliopsida; Poales; Poaceae. The record is from the annotation of a GenBank genome assembly.
AUGCCGCCAGCCCCCAAGUCCGGCGACGCCCUCUUCGCCAGCGUGGAUCGCGUCAAUGCCGAGCUGUUCACGCUCACGUACGGCGCCAUCGUGCGGCAGCUGCUCACGGAUCUGGAGGAGGUCGAGGAGGUCAACAAGCAGCUCGAUCAGAUGGGUUACAACAUUGGAACUCGAUUGGUUGAUGAGUUCUUAGCAAAGUCAAAUGUAUCAAGGUGUGUUGACUUCAAGGAGACUGCCGAUGUUAUCGCAAAGCUUGGCUUCAAAAUGUUCUUGGGUGUGACUGCAACUGUGACCAAUUGGGAUGCUGAGGGUACAAGUUGCAGCCUUGUCCUGGAAGACAACCCGCUUGUUGAUUUUGUCGAGCUCCCUGACACUUGCCAAGGCCUUCAGUAUUGCAAUCUUUUAAGUGGAGUUAUUAGGGGGGGCAUUGGAAAUGUCAUACUAUCGAAUGUUGUUCUGAAGUUGUUUCAGAAUGCAUACAGCCAGCUUCCUGAAACUUUGACUGUUAAUAUGGUGUCUAUGAAGACGGAGGUGACAUGGGUACGUGACAUGCUUCGUGGGGACGAUGCCUAUGAGAUGCGGGUGAAACUUAUCAAGCAAAUCCCGGAGGAAUACCCCUACAAGGAUGAUGACUAG